CAACUACCACAAUGAGAGAACCGUCUCAACUCCCGCCAGACACUGCACCCACUCCAACCACCUAUAGAAAACGAACCCAUCUUCUCAAUCUUAUUAAGAACUCCAAAAUUCUCUCUAACAUAUCAUUUCAAGAACCCUGGAAUAAGUGGAAGCCCUAAACCAUUAGACAGAAGCAAAAAGAAAAUAGAAAAUGAUGGGGCGAGUUUCUUCGACAACUGCAAUGGCGGAGAAGCUUUCCUGGUACUGUGCUUUGUUCAUGGCAGUGAUGCUGGUAUUGAGCUGCUGUGAAUCGAGUGAAAGGGAAUUCAGAGGCGAGGUGCUGCGUCAGCAGAAGGAUUUGAUGAUGAACAAGCCAUGCGAUGAAAUUUACGUGGUUCGGGAAGGAGAGACUUUGCAGACUAUCAGUGAAAAAUGUGGGGAUCCUUAUAUUGUUGAAGAGAAUCCUCAUAUACAUGACCCAGAUGAUGUUUUCCCUGGCCUUGUCAUCAAGAUUACUCCUUUCAAGAACAGGUAAAAAAUUACUAGAAUGAAUCCUUCAUUGCUCAAGAUAGAUAUAUAUAUUUGUAUUCUGGCCCACAAAAUUAAAAGAAAAAAGAAGUAAAGAAAAAGAUUGAGGCGUAUAUCUAGAUUGGCCAGGAAAUAUUUAAUAUUGACAGGGCAAGUGAUUGUUAUAAUUUGCAGUUUUUAAGAAA
Molecule: messenger RNA, 692 nt
Organism: Theobroma umbraticum
Lineage: Eukaryota; Viridiplantae; Streptophyta; Magnoliopsida; Malvales; Malvaceae
Product: peptidoglycan-binding LysM domain-containing protein
Source: RefSeq, a predicted model, not a curated record